CAUUUUUCUCUUCGUUUAACAGUCGUGGUACAGUUCCGUUGAUGAUGGAAACCGGAAAUCCCGGCGGUUCCGCAGCGGCGAAACCACAACCACAAAAAGCGUCAGCUGUUGCAUUCACUCUGGACCCCUCGUUGCGUUUGACAGCCGACCGACACAUUUGUUGGUGACCGCGAGAACCGAAGCUCUAUAACGUACGUUGAUCGCGAGUGACGGAGCGCUGAUCCGCAUAUGUUUUUUAUAUCGUACAUCUUAAUCUAGUGUGGAUAUGAUCCGUGAGAAUCAUAUUAUCUUUAUACGCGAACGCUUGUUUGAUAGAACCAUCUGUCAUUGAUCGCGAGAAUCGAGGCUUUACAACGCGCAUUGAUCGCGAGCUACGGAACGCUGAUCCGCAACUGUUUUUUUAUAUCUAGUGUGCAUGUGAUCUACUAGGAUCCUGUCUCCAUCUCAGCCAGCGUUGAGAUUAAUCGCUAGAUUGAUAGACCGAUUUAUCUGCGGUUAUGACAACCAAGUCUCCAUAACGUGCCAUUGAUCGCGCGCUAGUCCGCGGUUAUUUUUUAAAUCGUACAUGAUUAUCUAGUGUGCAUGUGACCCGAGACGAUCUUAUCUGUAUCUCAAGAGGCGCUGAGGACAAUACACGAUCGCGAUCAACGAUUACUAGAUUGAUAGACAAUGAUGAGUGAAUAAGAGCGCGUGUGAGCCAAAAAAAUGUGCAAAUGGUGCCAACAUUGCCUGGAGUCAUGCUACUGGCACCUGAUCGAAAAACGCUUCUGCUUCGACGAGAGCAUCGCCCUGUACUCGGAGCCAGUGAUUUCCGGCGACGGAAAAGAAGAAAAAAACAACAACCUUUUCGACAACAUCGCAUUCUACGACAGCGUGGCCGUGAUUGCCGGCAGGGCCGUGGUCACAAUCGACCCAUUGCCGGCCACGGACAAAAAGAAAGACCCUGUUGAAGAGGACAACGUCAUCGUACAGCAACCCAGAAGACUGACGUGGCGGGAACGGAUGAAGAACGAUAGAAACAAGAAUCAUCCACGAAACCUGCCCGCCUUAGAAGAAAAGACCGAACCAACGAGAGAAGAACCAACCAAAGCCAUUGCUCGCAUAGAAGAACUGAAGAAUGAUGAAAGAACUUUCAAAGCAAGCUCAUUAUCAAGUGCUCCUUCACCUGCAUUUACUUUGGACGUAACUACAAGUGAAGACGAGGAAGAAGAUACCAGCAGAAUUCAAACUACAAGACGCGAAAGUGUCGAUCAGGAUCCCAAAUUCAGUGCCAUGAAUAAAUCCUUCAGCUGUGGCUCAAUCUUAGACAUCUCCAAAGAUCCACCUGAUUCAAUCCCCACAGUCAAGAGCGAGAACAGCCUAUUAGACGACAUGAAAGUCGAACUGCGGAAGAAAUCCAUAAGUGAACGCCGACUUUCAAAGAGUCUGUACCUCAAGAUAGAUUUCCCAAAGGAAUUGCCCAUUAUCAGGCAAAGUUCAGUCCCUAAGUUUUACCUGGAUACCCCAGAGCAGAAUCAGACCGAAUCGAGUCUGAUCAAGACGCCAUUGACAGCAUUGCAAAGUCCGAUGAUUUGUGAUAAGGACGGGUUCUGUUUUGAUCUGAAGUCCGUCGUGCAGAUGCAGAAUUUGAAACAGCAAGUACAGCCGGAGAAUCCGAAUAAUAUACACAGAGAAUCAUCGAGGCUAACACAUAUCAAGGAAAAGAUUAAGUUGAAGAAAAGCAAAAGUACGCUUAGUGCUAAUAAUCUACCGUACACUAACCAUAUUUAAUUGUGGGGCAAGCUCAGAGCAGUUUCGUACUUUGUUCGUAAUUUUCGAUUUUUUGAAUGGGUGAAGUUGGCAAGCUAAAAUUGUGGGCGAUAAACUUGAUGCAUAUAGAUUAUAUUUUAGCGUAAAUGUGGCACAAAAAUUUCAAGAUGGCGUUUGGGCGUCAUUUUGGAUCAUUUUUUUAAGUGGAAUGGGGGUCAUGUAACACCACAUUUUAAAGAGUCUUAUGAGUACUCUAUAACUAUUGAAUUUAAGAGCACUGUCUCCCGAAAUGGCGAACUCGCAGGCAGUCAAAGUUGACCGUCUUUUGUGCAUACGAUUGCUUAUAACUCAAAAACCAAUCAUCAAAAUAAUAUAUUCUUCUUCUCUCGGAACGAUCUAUCUGAAUGUGCAA
Messenger RNA from Acanthoscelides obtectus, 2161 nucleotides. The record is from the annotation of a GenBank genome assembly. Lineage: Eukaryota; Metazoa; Arthropoda; Insecta; Coleoptera; Chrysomelidae.